UGUCGAGGAGAUGUAGCCGUCGCGGUUGAACCGUGAACUUGGCGAAGUGCAGGUCGUGUAGACGCUCCCACGGUGUCGUGCGAAUCUCGGAGUGUGAUGCGAACGCGUUGAGCCGGGUGCGUGCCGUGUGUCCCGUGGUGUCCUGUGUCCCGUGUCCCGUGUGUCGGCGCGAUGGUGUGUUCGGAGAGCAUAGUGCGGUGCCUGACUUACUUCCAAGUGAUCUCGCUCGUUUAUCGGCUGGCCUCGGCCCAGAGCAAUAAUCGGGCGACGUACACGACCAAGUACGAUUAUAUCAACGUGGAUGCUGUGAUGAAGAACGAGAGGAUCCUCAAGAUGCUUGUCGAGUGCAUGCUGGAGCGUGGUCGUUGCACCCGGGAGGGACUCGAGUUGAAAGCGGCUGUUCCGGAUGCAUUGGCAACAGACUGCGCAAAGUGCAGCCAGAUGCAGCGAAAGCACGCGAGCCGCGUGAUAGCGUACCUGAUCACGUACAAGAAGGAGUACUGGAACGCACUGGCCACGAAAUACGACCCCGACGGUAGCUACAGGCGAAAGUACGGUAUCCCCCCGCAGCCCCAGGAACUAUCCGCAGGGGCCGCCAUCCAGCCCAGUCCGAACCUGAUCAAACCGACGAAGACGGUCAAGAAAACCGUGACGACGGUCAACAACACGAACAACCUCUUCAAGGCGAAGAAGAGGAUGACCCGCGAGGAGAAGAAGGAGAUGGUCCGGAGGAGGUUCCCCCAGCUCCAUUUCAUGCCGAACAUGUGGGCGUCCAACAUCCAGAAGAUCGAGAAGAAGAGCGAGCGAGCGCCGUCCAUUGCGAGGAGGAAUGUUCGGAGGAAAGCUCAUACGCCGACCAGGAGGCACAGUACCCAGAGAACGGCGCCGAAACGAGGCCAGGAGACUGGUUGAUCACCUAGGUUCGGCGGGUUGACGCCUGCCCUCUAGUUGAAAUUUUGUUUAUUUAUCUGUUUAAAUAGGAGGGUUUGGAAUGACGUAAACACUGUGAAUGAGGGGUCAUUAUUACCUUCAGUCAAAAGUGACGGCUCCAUACACGUAGCAGGAAAACCCGUUCGUUCCCGUUCAGCGAGAAGCAGAAGCAGACAUGACCAAUAUACUCAUCGUGUGCCAACCAAGGAAAGUCUUGAGUUCCCUUCAUUACGCGUCAAGAAAGCUUUCAGAGGUGGUUCAAGCAGCAGCAGACCUACUCAAACAGCCAUUUCUCACAAUCCCCAGUGCCAAAAAAUGUCAAAAUGUAUAAAUUAAUGUUAAGUUUAGAAGUUAAGAAGUAAUGAUACUUCCCGUGAUAAAUACCUUGAAACUUCCAGUUAGAAAGAUAGUGGAAUGCGAACGGUCGUAGCAUACGUUACGUUUUUUAGAGAGUUUUAUCCUUCAUAGAAAAGCUACUGUGAUAAGCUACAUACUUUGUGAUAUUUAAUAUCAUCAAAUUGUCUGUAGAAUAGGGUGUAGAGAGGAGUUGACCAAUUUUUAACGAGAAGUCUACGACCAUUUUCUUGUAAAAGACAAAAGCUCUGAAAAGUAGCAAUAAGAAAUUUAAUAAUUCUGCGCUCGGCGGUGCAUACUUAAAAGAUGAUCGAUUAAAUAUAAAUAAUCUUAAGAAAUAAUCAAUUAAGUAUGAAUAAUGAACAGAAUGUCCCCAUCUUUUGCUGCAACCACAUUUAUUCAAAGAUUUGUAUGUUUAUUUUUGAGUUAGAAAUGGUUCAGUUCUGGGUACAUUCAUCACAUUUUCAUAAUUCCUACUUUUACCUAACACUAUGAAAAAAAUUGUAAUUCUGAGAGCCACAGUAUAGAUGUUCCAUAUGAACUCUAAAUGACUGGAAGUUAUAGAACCAAUGAACUACCUUGAGAGAAAAAGGGGCCUUGUUCCUUAAAGAAAGAAAUAGUUGCGAUAAGUAAAUAUCUCUUCUUGAUAGAUAUUGUGAAAACCAUAUUAUGGGUGUAGCUUUUGUAUAAAGAUCCGUGCUUUUGGAGCAUAAAUGAUUGUGAUGGUUUAAGAGAAAGAGAGUGAAAGAGUUUAUCGCAAUAAAUCCCAUUCUUUGAUUUAAUGCGGAUAAACCAUGCAUGGAGAAAACCAGCAGGGGCAUCCAGUGAAUAUUUUUCACAAAGGAGCUGUCCUAGGUGCAUCUAUUAUUUCAAAAAGCAAGGCUUUCUUGAGA
Molecule: messenger RNA, 2177 nt
Organism: Bemisia tabaci
Lineage: Eukaryota; Metazoa; Arthropoda; Insecta; Hemiptera; Aleyrodidae
Source: RefSeq, a predicted model, not a curated record